This is a messenger RNA of Telopea speciosissima, 3323 nucleotides long. RefSeq names its product probable inactive histone-lysine N-methyltransferase SUVR2. Lineage: Eukaryota; Viridiplantae; Streptophyta; Magnoliopsida; Proteales; Proteaceae. Gene Ontology annotation, molecular function: zinc ion binding; protein binding; histone methyltransferase activity. The record is from RefSeq and is a predicted model, not a curated record. Bases 340 to 3003 code for a protein of 887 amino acids. The transcript is spliced from 9 exons. Gene Ontology annotation, cellular component: nucleus.
UCUUAUUACUUUUUAUAGUUCCCUUGCUUCUGCAGCCUCUUUCUCUGGCUCUGUGCUUCAUUUGGCGGAGAGCUCUAAGUCACAACAGUGUUUUGCUGAGCGAUUUUCCUUUUCUAGUGCUAUCCGCUGUGCCCUAGCUUUUGAUGUCUUUUAAAUGGAUUUGCUUGUUAAUGCAGGUCCAUUUGUUCAUGGUCGAUUUCGAUCGUUGCUAGAUACUUGAUUUUCAGCAAGUUGGGAUCUUUCUGGAGGGUUUUGGACGAAAUUAUCUUCUGGUUUUAUGCUUUGAGCAGGUGGAAGAGCAUAGGUGGUGUUACAUUCAUUUUCAUAGUUUGAUCAGAAAUGGCACCUAAUCCAAGAGUUGCAAAGGCUUUUGCCGCAAUGAAGGCCAUUGGAAUCCCCGAGGAAACUGUUAAACCUGUCCUGAAAAAUCUCUUGAGAUUGUAUGAUAAGAACUGGGAGCUUAUUGAAGAAGAAAAUUAUAGAGCUCUUGCAGAUGCUAUAUUUGAGUACGAGGAAUCUAAGGAAGCUGAAGAAAAAGAAAGAAGGGAGUCGAUUGCAAAUGAGUCUGAACCUCCUCUGAAAAGACUCCGUAGGCAACAAGGUGGUCAGGCAUCGACUUCAGGUUGUAACUCCAGCCCUGUUUUGGGUGAAGGUUCACCUGAAAGACCAACAAUGGACGGUGAUGGGCCUGAAACUUGUCACAGACAGGAAAGAACCGAAACCAUGCAGUUUGGAGACAAGAGAGUAGAGUCUGAGCCUGUUUCACCUAUGUCACAUCUGAAGAACACAGGAAAGGAAUCUGCUUCAACCCAAACUUGUUCUGGACAGGAGAGAACAGUGCCAUUAGAAAUUUGUAGAGGAGAUGCAAGAACUGAAUCUUACUCUGCUUCACCUCAAACAUUUGAAAGACAGAAAGGGAAAGAACCUGUUUCACUUGAAACUGCUCCUGUAGAUAAAAGAUCACAUUCAGUUUUUAUAGACAAAGGGAAGGAGCCCGUUUCACCUCAGAUUGCUCUUAGAGACAAAAGAUCACCUUCAAAGAGAGCAUCUCACACAGUCUCUCUUAAAGAGCCAAAGAUUGAACCUGGGAUUGUUCUUCUUCCUAGAGAAAAGGCUCCUAAUCAGAGAAAUAAUGCCUUCAUUGAACCUAAAAUUGAGGAAUUCACAGAUGAUUUGCCUCAGUUUGAGGUUCCAAUCGCAAUGAUCCAUCCACUUCCAGGACCCCCAAGAAAUGAAGGUCCUGUAAGUAUGAAGGCUUCUUUAAGCAGAAAUGGUUCUAGUGCUGAAGUUAAUGGUCAGCGGUCCCAGGCUUCUCAGUCUGUGGAUGCAGGAGAUGAAGGUGAUUACAUUUCAGGUAAAGAAUGCGAGACUGGAAAGGAGCAUGAACUUGUAAUUAACUCUGAAGAAUCUUCCGCUAGAUUUGAGAUUGCCUCAUCACCCCUGGGAGAGGUUAAAAUUUCUUUAAGCUGUGAUUCUGCCCUUGGGAAAUCAGGCUUCCAUGUCCCGACUCUGGAUGAAGUUCUUAAAAUGGUGGAGGACAGGUGUCUAAAAUCAUACCGAAUUGUUGAACCCAAUUUCUCUGUGAUGAAUCUAAUGAAAGAAUUGUGCCAGUGUUUUUUGGAACUGGGUACUGACUCCAUGGAUGAUAAAACGGAAGAUGUUGGAAGAAAUGCAAAAUCACGUCUUGAUUCAUUGGGAAACUCUAGUUUGAUAAAUGCUCUGGGUGUGGAGCAGAAUUUUCAGAACAAUUUUAAGGUUGCAGUGGGUUCUUCGAAUGGGUCAGGUAAUCUUAAGGUUCUAGUACCAGAAGUUUCAAGGCUUGUAGCAAUGAAUGGCCCGGAUAGCCUUGAUCCCAUUACACGACUCCACCGGAAAGCUGUUGAGAACUCCAACACCGAAAGGGAUAAGAAGAAAAAGGAGCCAAAAGGUCAAGACACAGGAAAUUCAAGUAGUAUAGUGGUUGUCCAACAGCGACGGAUUGGUAAUGCGUGGCCUACCCAUGAUGUGAAUGACAUAUCUAAAGGGGAAGAAAGGGUCAGAAUUUCAUUGGUAAAUGAAAUUGGUGGAGAGCAGUAUCCACCCUUAUUUUACUACAUUCCACAAAAUAUUGUCUAUCAAAGUGCAUAUGUGAAAUUUUCACUUGCGAGGAUUGGAGAUGAAGAUUGUUGUUCAAGCUGUUUUGGUGAUUGUUUAUUGUCUUCCAUACCUUGUGCAUGUGCACGCGAAACCGGGGGUGAGUUUGCGUACACACUGGAAGGGAGAGUGAAGGAAAGGUUUCUGGAUGAGUGUAUUUCUAUGAGUCGUGACCCUGACGGACACCCACGACGUGUUUAUUGCAAAGAUUGCCCUCUAGAAAGGUCAAAGAAUGAUGAAUUGGCUGACCCAUGUAAGGGCCACUUAGUGAGGAAGUUUAUUAAAGAAUGCUGGAGUAAGUGUGGUUGCAACAAGCAAUGUGGAAAUCGAGUAGUGCAGCGAGGCAUAAUAUGCAACUUGCAGGUGUUUAUGACACCUGAAGGAAAAGGGUGGGGUCUCCGGACACUUGAAGAUCUUCCUAAAGGUACCUUUGUGUGUGAGUAUGUGGGCGAAGUUGUAACAAACACUGAGCUAUACGAGCGCAAUAUGCGAAGCUCAGGAAAGGAGAGACAUACAUACCCUGUGCUUCUUGAUGCUGAUUGGGGCUCUGAGGGAGUAUUAAACGAUGAAGAAGCUCUCUGUUUAGAUGCUACAUUUUAUGGAAAUGUUGCCAGAUUUGUUAAUCAUAGAUGUUCCGAUGCCAACAUGGUCGAGAUUCCAGUGGAAGUAGAGACACCGGACCAUCAUUAUUAUCAUCUUGCCUUCUUCACUACAAGAAACAUAGAUGCUUUGGAAGAGCUUACCUGGGACUAUGGGAUAGACUUCGAUGAUCAUAAUCACCCUGUGAAGGCAUUUCGGUGUCGCUGUAAAAGCAAGUUAUGUCGAGACAUGAAGCAUUCAAUCAGAGGCAAAUCGGUAACCUUGAGGUGAUCAACAUGCAAGCCCGACUGCUGAAAAUAAUUUUAUCUUGAUGACUCAAGACAUUGAGGAGAAAAUAUGCUUGAGUGAGGUUCCUGCAGGGUACGCUUCAUGUUGAUCUUAUUAUACCUAUCAGUUGAUAACUGGGCUCGUCCUUAAAAACUCUGAUGGGAUUUGUGGGGAAUUGUACAUGGCUUUGUAGAUUAAGUGACUGAUUACUUUCAACUGUAGGGUUGUAGAAUAUGGCUUGGCUAUAUUGACCUUUAAGUUGUAGAAGCUGCUGGUUCCGCUGGUUCAGUUUUAGUUAUUCAGAAAGCAAAAUCCACCGUUUU